This is a messenger RNA of Cucumis melo (muskmelon), 1218 nucleotides long. Its product is annotated as psbP domain-containing protein 7, chloroplastic. The record is from RefSeq and is a predicted model, not a curated record. Gene Ontology annotation, cellular component: extrinsic component of membrane; photosystem II; photosystem II oxygen evolving complex. Gene Ontology annotation, molecular function: calcium ion binding. NCBI's taxonomy places the organism in Eukaryota, Viridiplantae, Streptophyta, Magnoliopsida, Cucurbitales, Cucurbitaceae. The coding region runs from base 214 to 1065 and encodes 283 amino acids. The transcript has 3 exons. Gene Ontology annotation, biological process: photosynthesis.
UUCUUACAUAAAUGCCAAAUAGAAAUUUAAAAUAACAAAUAAUAAUAUUUGGCUAAAAAAACAGCCCCAAAAAAUAAAACAAAAAUUAGGUGGAGAGAUUUGAUUAGAAGACGUUCGUCAAAUUCGUGGAUAGAGGGGGAACUAAAAGGAUAGAUAUAAUGAAGUAGCUCUCCAAUUUUCCAGCCGAAGUGGAAUACUCGAAUUCAUAGGGAAAUGGCGUUCAGUCGCUGCCUUUCCGGCAGCCAAAUGAUUAAUUUCCGGCGGAGCAUAAUAUUAGCACAGUCGUCAUCCGACGACCCUGCCGGUAAAUCUGCGGCAGAGGAAUUCGCACCGCUGGCAGCGACAUUUCGGCGGAGGCUAAUAGUUGGGAUCGGGUCGGCUUCUUUGGUGGCCGUCGGCGCAAAUUUCGCCGGCGUGACGAGCUUUCUGCUCGGCUUGUCGCCGGAAAACAGUCGGCGGUUGAGGGUGGACGUUGUUUAUCCAAUUGGAGGGUACAAUCGGUGCUUUGAUCCCAAUGAAGGAUUUGAACAUCCAGAGUUCAUAUACCCAUCGAGUUGGGUAGGAGACCAGAGAUUGCUAUAUCGGGAAGCUGAAAAGUCGGAAUAUGAACGAUCACUGGACCCUCCGCCCUUGACCAAUUCCACCAUGGAUCGUCGUCGUCGAAAUGUUAACGAGCCAUUGGUUGCAUUUGGUCCUCCAGGUUCAAGUGGAGAGCUCAAUGUUAGUGUCAUUGUGUCUUCGGUACCCCCUGAUUUCUCAAUUGAAGCAUUUGGAGGACCAAACGAAGUAGGGGAAGCUGUGAUCAGAACUAUUACAAGGGCCAGCAAACGCUCUGAUCUUAAAGGAACAUUGAUACAAACAACUCUAAGAGAGGAUUUGCUAACCAAAUACUAUGAACUAGAAUUCAAAGUGGAAAGCACAGCGUUUCAACGGCACAACAUUGCAGUUUGUUGUGCUCGUCGGGGAAAAUUAUAUACACUAAAUGCCCAAGCACCUGAAUCAGAAUGGCCAGGUCUAAAAUCAAAGAUGAAGACAAUUGCCAGUUCCUUUUGUCUCUCAGCUUGAAGGUUUUUAUGUUCUAUCACUACGAGGGUGGGAUUUGGGAAUUCUUUUUUUUCUUUUUCUGGAGAGAGUACUAUAAAAUUAAGAAGGAUGUAAAACUCAUUAUCUUGCCAUUUAUAAAACUAUAUUGGAGAUGUUCCAAUGUUUCUACAUCAA